Messenger RNA from Nanorana parkeri, 1107 nucleotides. RefSeq names its product histamine H3 receptor-like. The record is from RefSeq and is a predicted model, not a curated record. Gene Ontology annotation, biological process: adenylate cyclase-activating adrenergic receptor signaling pathway. Gene Ontology annotation, molecular function: G protein-coupled receptor activity. Gene Ontology annotation, cellular component: membrane. The transcript is spliced from 7 exons. NCBI's taxonomy places the organism in Eukaryota, Metazoa, Chordata, Amphibia, Anura, Dicroglossidae. The coding region runs from base 1 to 1107 and encodes 368 amino acids.
AUGGCAGACAGACAGGCCUAUAAAGCAGCAGCAGUGGUGCUGCAGGUGGAUGUGAUCAACUUCAGUGUGGAUGUGAUCAACUCCACAUGCAAGUUUUCAGAAGGCUUACAAUACUUAAUCAUUGUUCUUAUAUCUUUACUUGUUUUCCUUACUGUCUUUGGCAACAUUCUAGUGAUGGUAGCUUUUAUUAUAGACAAGAGGCUCAGAACCCAGAGCAAUUUCUUUCUUCUCAACCUGGCUAUCUGUGAUUUAUUGUUGGGAGCAGUUGCCAUUCCUUUGUAUAUACCUUACCUGCUGAUUGGAAAGUGGAUGUUAGGGGCAUUUCUUUGCAAACUCUGGUUAGUAGUAGACUACACUAUGUGCACAGCCUCUGCAUUUAAUGUGGCUCUGAUCAGUUAUGACAGAUUUCUUUGUGUCACCAUGGCUGUGUUUUACCGCUCCCUGCAAAACAGACACAGUCAGACUGUUCUCAGAAUGUCCAUCAUCUGGAUACUGUCCUUCCUUCUGUACAGCCCAGCCAUUCUUGUAUGGGACAGUAUUGUUGACAACACAUACAUUUCUGAGGGUCUCUGUAUUGCUGGAUUCCAUAACACCUGGUACUUUCUGCUGGUUGCAUCAUCAAUUGGUUUUGCUGUUCCAUUUAUUAGUAUUUCAUUCUUCAAUCUGAGCAUCUACUGGAACAUCUCUAAACGCAGCAGAAAGAAGAGACAGUCUUCUGUUUUAUAUUUUUCAGGAGUUAAAGGGAACAAUUACAGCCCGUUUAUUGUAGCAACCAAUGUAGUUCUGUCUUCUGCCCAGUCAGCUAUGGAAGUUGAAUGUAAACCACCUCUAAAGAGGAAGGGUUUUUGGCAGCAUACAGUUGUUGCUGACACAGGCAAAGCUGCCUUUUGUUUCCAGCUCGUCAAUGCAUACUUGUGCAGUAAAGUUGUGUGCACCAAAGUGUCUGCCAGAGCUAAUCUGAAAGCGAUACCACCCUUGUACAGACCAUGCAGCAUUGUGGUGUUGGUGGUGGUGUUGGUGGUGGGGGUGGUGGGGGUGAUUAAUCUACUGAACAGGCUCAGAAUCAAGAGUUCAUCCAAAAGGACUAACAUGCUUCAGGAUUGCUGA